ACCAUUUACAACAAACCAAGAAACACCUCCAACAUGAGUGAUCACCUUCCUCGACCUUUUUGUUUUGAUGGACUGGUUCAUACCUACCCAGGGUAUAUGUUUCAUGAACCAGUGGUCAUAAACAAUCAUCGCCAUCUCCAGCACUUCAGUAACAGAAGGCUCCACCAUAUUACUCAACUCGAUCCAUACGAGUUUAACCUUUACAAAUAUGACAUCAUCUCACUCAUCGAAGGAUUAGGCUGGGAUUUUCUUCUUCGCCAGCCUCUUCAUCCUGCAUGUCCUAGAGCUGUGAAGUACUUCUACUCAAACCUUCGAUGUCAAGGUGUGAGCACUCGAAGCUUCACCACUGUCGUGUAUGGUCACCUCCUGACCAUUCUUGUUGAAGCUCUAAAUGGGAUACUUGGUUUCCCAUCCCAAGGACUCGACAUUGCUCACCCGCCAGAAUUUUGGAAGCAAGAGUUUAAGAUCACCAUGAGUAUGCAAACUUCUCCACAGAACCAACUGGAGGUUCUGAUGUGCCAAUCCCAACUAGCUGGCUACCUCCUCGCUUGAGGAUUUUUCAUCAUUUCCUCACCCAUGUUUUCUUCCCUCGAUCUUUCAAUCUCGAUCGAGUGCUCCCUAUGGACCUCUGGAUCAUCUUUAGUGCCACUGCAAGGCGCAAGCUUGAUUACUCCUGCCUUUUGUUUGCCCACAUGCUCCCUGCUGGAGAUGAGAACUAUCAAGGUCUCCUUCUCUUUGGAUCAAUCAUCACCCGCCUGCUGAUAAAUCUGGGAAUCGACCUGUCUGAUUUUAGAAGUAUUUCUUCAACAAUAUAUGUCAGCGCUCUGAAUGUGUUGAUGGUCCUUGACCUUCUUACUGAUAUUCCUCCUCCUCCUCUCCCUUCUAAUUCCAUUCUUGGCCCUCGUCCUAAGCCUUCCUCCUCUAAAAAGGCUAAAUCCGCUGGUGAGCCCAGCAAGGCUGGUGGACUGGUCUUUACUGUGAAUGAUGGCAGCUCAUCUUCUAAAGAUUCUGCUGCAUCUGCUCUUGCCUCUGUUUCUUAAGAAAUUUUACUGAAUGCUUUUGCAUUUCAGAAAAUGCAACAAGUAACUUUGUAAUGAUGUUCUUCGUGUAAGUACAACACAAGUUUAGGGGGGAAACUUUGCUUUAGUAUGUUUUCUUUUUAAAGGAGCCCGCUGUGUUUUGGACUUCCUACUUUUGUCCUGCACUCUUCUAAGAGUUGCAGAUGCCUAGGGCGAACCUUCUAAGGUUCAUCUACCAUAUUUUGUAUUCCCUAUGUCAUUUCUAUUAAUGAAAUUUCCAGUUUCCU
This is a messenger RNA of Linum trigynum, 1306 nucleotides long. Lineage: Eukaryota; Viridiplantae; Streptophyta; Magnoliopsida; Malpighiales; Linaceae. The record is from the annotation of a GenBank genome assembly.